ACCAAAGAACCCUGAAGCAGAACGAUCCGGCUGAAGACGGUUUCUGGCUACUGUUACCUCACCCGGAGAUCACCUUGCUUCGCUCCCAACCGCGCUCCAAAGCCAUCACGUGACGGCGCGGAGCCCCGCCCCCGGUGACGUCACAACGCUCCCCACCGUCUCGCUGAAGAAAGGAUGCUGUAGGAUGCGGGCCAGGUGCGCGGCGCGCCGCAGCAUGCAGCACGGCAGGAGUAAGUAGCAUGGUCAGUGCAGGGGUCAUGAGCGGCUCUGGGAACCUGAUGGAUUUCCUCGACGAGCCAUUCCCUGACGUGGGAACCUACGAGGACUUCCAUACCAUUGACUGGCUGCGGGAAAAGUCACGGGACACUGACAGACACAGAAAGAUAACCAGCAAGAGCAAGGAGUCCGUCUGGGAGUUCAUUAAGAGUCUGCUGGAUGCCUGGUCAGGAUGGGUGGUCAUGCUGCUCAUCGGGCUGCUGGCAGGCACCUUGGCUGGAGUCAUUGAUCUUGCUGUGGAUUGGAUGACAGACCUGAAGGAGGGGGUCUGCCUGUCUGCCUUCUGGUACAGCCAUGAGCAGUGCUGCUGGACAUCCAAUGAGACCACCUUUGAGGACAGAGAUAAGUGUCCCUUGUGGCAGAAAUGGUCAGAGCUGCUGGUGAAUCAGUCAGAGGGAGCCAGUGCCUACAUUCUGAAUUAUUUGAUGUAUAUCCUGUGGGCACUACUCUUCGCAUUUCUGGCUGUCUCCUUGGUUCGAGUAUUUGCACCAUACGCCUGUGGUUCUGGUAUACCGGAGAUAAAGACCAUUCUGAGUGGCUUCAUCAUCCGAGGCUACCUGGGGAAGUGGACCUUGCUCAUCAAGACGGUCACCUUGGUGCUCGUCGUGUCCUCUGGCCUGAGCCUUGGGAAGGAAGGACCGCUGGUGCAUGUGGCUUGUUGCUGUGGCAACUUCUUCAGCAGCCUUUUCUCCAAGUACAGCAAGAAUGAGGGCAAGAGGCGGGAGGUGCUUUCAGCUGCUGCUGCUGCUGGAGUCUCAGUGGCCUUUGGUGCUCCCAUUGGCGGUGUGCUCUUCAGUCUAGAGGAGGUCAGUUACUACUUUCCCUUGAAGACUUUGUGGAGGUCAUUUUUCGCCGCCCUUGUGGCGGCCUUCACACUGCGAUCCAUCAACCCCUUCGGGAACAGCCGCCUGGUUCUCUUCUAUGUGGAAUACCACACACCCUGGUACAUGGCCGAAUUGUUCCCCUUCAUCCUGCUUGGAGUUUUUGGAGGCUUGUGGGGCACCCUCUUCACCCGCUGCAACAUUGCCUGGUGCAGGAGGCGCAAAACUACCAGGCUGGGAAAGUACCCAGUACUGGAGGUGAUCGUGGUGACGGCCAUCACCGCCAUCAUUGCUUACCCCAACCCCUACACGCGCCAGAGCACCAGCGAGCUCAUUUCGGAGCUGUUCAAUGACUGUGGGGCCCUUGAGUCCUCCCAGCUCUGUGACUACAUCAACGACCCCAACAUGACCCGGCCUGUGGAUGACAUCCCAGACCGGCCGGCCGGGGUCGGCGUUUACACGGCUAUGUGGCAGCUGGCCCUGGCACUCAUCUUCAAGAUCGUCAUUACGAUCUUCACCUUUGGCAUGAAGAUCCCCUCUGGCCUCUUCAUCCCCAGCAUGGCAGUGGGAGCCAUGGCGGGCAGGAUGGUGGGAAUCGGCGUGGAGCAGCUGGCGUACCAUCACCACGACUGGAUCAUCUUUAGGAACUGGUGCAGACCUGGAGCAGACUGUGUCACACCGGGACUUUACGCUAUGGUGGGAGCAGCAGCCUGCCUAGGAGGCGUGACCAGGAUGACCGUGUCCCUGGUGGUGAUCAUGUUUGAAUUGACAGGCGGUCUGGAGUACAUUGUGCCCCUGAUGGCAGCAGCUGUGACCAGCAAGUGGGUGGCUGACGCCUUUGGAAAAGAAGGCAUCUAUGAGGCCCACAUCCACCUGAAUGGUUAUCCGUUUCUGGAUGUGAAGGAUGAAUUCACACACCGAACCCUGGCUACGGAUGUGAUGCGGCCUCGGCGAGGAGAGCUGCCACUGUCCGUCCUCACCCAGGACAGCAUGACCGUGGAGGACGUGGAGACGCUCAUCAAGGAGACAGACUACAACGGCUUCCCUGUGGUGGUUUCCAGAGACUCGGAGCGCCUCAUCGGGUUUGCUCAGAGGAGGGAGCUGAUCCUGGCAAUCAAGAAUGCCAGACAGAGGCAGGAGGGCAUUGUGAGCAAUUCCAUCAUGUACUUCACAGAGGAGCCCCCUGAGCUUCCGGCCAACAGCCCCCACCCCCUGAAACUCCGGCGCAUCCUGAACCUGAGCCCUUUCACAGUGACAGACCACACACCCAUGGAGACGGUGGUAGACAUCUUCCGGAAACUGGGGCUCCGCCAGUGCCUGGUAACUCGGAGUGGGAGACUUCUUGGCAUCAUCACAAAAAAGGAUGUGCUGAGACAUAUGGCCCAGAUGGCAAACCAGGACCCUGAAUCCAUCAUGUUUAAUUAACAACAAGGUGGCAGUUAUUUCGAGCAAAUCACUGGCCAUAUCAUUUUGAAAGGAAGAACCAAAUGACAUGUUAUUAUCCCAA
Molecule: messenger RNA, 2604 nt
Organism: Dipodomys ordii (Ord's kangaroo rat)
Lineage: Eukaryota; Metazoa; Chordata; Mammalia; Rodentia; Heteromyidae
Gene: Clcn4
Product: chloride channel, voltage-sensitive 4
Exons: 12
Coding region: 240-2522 (760 amino acids)
Biological process (GO): chloride transport; transmembrane transport
Cellular component (GO): membrane; Golgi apparatus; synaptic vesicle
Molecular function (GO): voltage-gated chloride channel activity
Source: RefSeq, a predicted model, not a curated record